Molecule: messenger RNA, 1261 nt
Organism: Engraulis encrasicolus (European anchovy)
Lineage: Eukaryota; Metazoa; Chordata; Actinopteri; Clupeiformes; Engraulidae
Gene: alyref
Product: Aly/REF export factor
Exons: 6
Coding region: 89-898 (269 amino acids)
Biological process (GO): mRNA export from nucleus
Cellular component (GO): nucleus
Molecular function (GO): mRNA binding
Source: RefSeq, a predicted model, not a curated record
AUUACUUUUCAUCGGGGUUCCAGCGCCGCACGCUAGGACUCUGCAACACGUUGGUUUACCGUCGGUUUAGGGCCAGAGUAGUGUCGCCAUGGCAGAUAAAAUGGAUAUGUCUUUAGAUGAUAUCAUCAAACAGAAUAAGCAGCGAGGUGGCGGUCGGGGUGGAAGAGGGGGCCGCGGCAGAGGAGGUCCAGGCGGGGGUCGCGGUGGCGUCGGCCGGGGAGGCUCCGGUGGCUUUGGAGGCCGAGGUGGAGGAUCUGGCCCAAUGAGGAAUCGACAGAACCUGAGCCGCGGUAGAAGCAGACCAACGCCGUACAGCAGGCCUAAGAAUCUCCCGGACAAGUGGCAGCACGACAUGUUCGACACGGGCUACAGCGGCGGCAUGGGAGGCGGCGGAGGAGGGGGCGCCGGCGUGGAGACCGGAGGGAAACUGCUCGUCUCCAACCUCGACUUUGGAGUGUCUGACGCGGACAUCCAGGAGCUGUUUGCAGAGUUCGGGACCCUGAAGAAGGCAGCGGUGCACUACGACCGAUCGGGGCGGAGCCUGGGCACGGCGGACGUUCACUUUGAGAGGAGAGCCGAUGCCCUCAAGGCCAUGAAGCAGUAUAACGGAGUCCCCCUCGAUGGGCGACCAAUGAACAUUCAACUCGUCACAUCACAGAUCGACACACAGAGGAGGCCCAUGCAAGGGCUGAACCGCGGCGGUGGUGGAGGCAUGAGCCGGGGCCGAAUGGGAGGCUUCGGGGGUAUGCAGCGAGGCAGGGGAGGCCGAGGUGGAGGAUCCAGAGGCCGGGGAAGGGGCGGGCGAGGCGCAGGAGCAGGAGGAAGCAAACAGCAGCUCUCAGCCGAGGAGCUGGACGCACAGCUAGACGCCUAUAACGCCAGGAUGGAUACCACAUAAGUGCCCAAAGCCCUCACUUCACUUCAGUUCGGCCUGUCCAACCAGUUGAUGGCCGUGGUCGUCACGGAUACAGCGCUGGACAAUUUCAGAGUUUUUUUUUUCCAGCUGACGUCUUGAGAUGUUACUAUAAAAAUGUGUAUCGUUAUUGCUCCUUUUAACGCUCCGGGAUGUUUUUUACCUAUUGCUCUUUGUUUUUAUUUUUCAUUAUUUUGGUUUUGAUUUUUCAAAAAAAGGAAAAAAAAGAAUAGUGGUCUUGACUGUAGGGUUUUAAAUGGGGGGUGUACUGGUUGUGUUAGUUCUCCCCCUCUCCCACCACCCCUUGUAGAUCAUUGGAAUAAACCUACAGUUGUGUAUUACAUAAAA